AUGAAACUGUUUUUAACUUCCUUUGUCGCUGUCAUUGUGGCAUCACUUUGGUAUUUUAGGAUCAAUAUUUUUGAAACAUUAAUUGAACGUAAAAAUUGUGAAGCAGCAAGGAACUGUGAAGAUACUAGAAAAUUCACAUACUGGCCUGUAGUUCUUGAUCAAUGGAAUAAAAAUGACAAUCUAAGGUCAAUGAAGCGGGUUUUUGAUAGAAUGGGAUUCAGAAUGGUUAAUGGAAGUGAAGAGCAUUGGGACAUCAUGUGGUCUAUUGAGUUUCCAUUCGAUUCAUUUCCUGAAAAAAUCACCAACUCAACAAUCAAGCCUAACCAGAGGAUAAAUCAUUUUCCCGGAACACCGUUUAUUGGUAAUAAGCUGGCACUGGUCACGACUUUGGAGUCUGAGUAUAUUUUACCAGCUUUCUCAUUUCCAAAGGAUGAGAAAAGAUUCAAAAGAUUUAUUGAAGAACAUCCAGAAGCAAGAUUUGUUGAGAAAAAUUAUGACAAUAGAGGAGUUCAGUUAGUGCCUAAAAGUGUCAUUCAACAAGGAUUUAGUCGAGAAAAUAAAUUCCUUCAAGUCUUCCUUGAUAAUCCACUUCUAAUCGAUGGACACGCUUUCGACAUCGGAAUGUACGUCCUCAUCACAUCAAUUGAUCCAUUAGUCUUCUACAGAUAUAAACCAGAAUGUCUUUUUCGAUUCUGUUCUGAACCAUACCAUCCAUUUGAUCCGAAAAAUCUCAAAAAGUAUGUGAUUGCAGGCAACAAAAAGCACGCUUGGGAUAUGAAAACUUUUCAGCAUCUUGAAGUUCAAUUUGAUUUCCAUAAUUUAGAUAUUUUCAAAAAUUAUUUAAACAAAAAUGGACAUGAUGUUGAAGCUCUAUUCAAGAAAUUUGACGACGCAAUUGUCACAGCUAUAACAUCAAAAAUUAAUAAUAUUGUUGCAGCCACACAAAAUGAGUGCAAAUUAUUUAAAUGCACGAAUGAAAAUUUCUUUGAAUUAUUCAGGUUCGAUUUUAUGAUUGACGACCAGCUCAAUGUUUAUUUGAUGGAAAUCAAUAUGAGUCCGAAUAUGACACCAUCAAAAGAGGAGUAUGAAAGGAAUGGAAUACAUUAUGAGCAGGUUAUUUAUAAUACAUUGAGGUUGAUUGGUGCUGAAGGGUUUGUGGAGUUGAAGGAUGAUUUGAGAUCCUCACAAAUGUUUUCAUCGUCACAAAACAUCGCCAUCGACAUUGAAGCAUGCAGUGGAUGUGACGACAAAUGUGAAUCUGAGUCUUGUUAUCUGUGCUUACCUUGCAUGUCAGAAGACGUACGUGAAUAUUUGAAGAGAUUCUAUCGAGAACAUAACAGACGUGGUGAAUUUGCGAGAAUUUUUCCAUCAGCAGCUAGCGUUGACAAUGAGAAUUUAGGAAGUUUCUCAGAAAAGACACAAAACUUAGCACUUUGGAUGUCGGCGAAAUGUGAGAUGGAUGAAGAGUGGUGUUGA
Messenger RNA from Chironomus riparius, 1476 nucleotides. Lineage: Eukaryota; Metazoa; Arthropoda; Insecta; Diptera; Chironomidae. The record is from the annotation of a GenBank genome assembly.